AGGUGCAUGACCACUUUGAUCAGUCAUGCUUGGAUUUAUCGACUGUGGUCUUCUGGCCAAAGAAAUCAUGAUGCUUUUCCCUGAGGAAAACAACAUUACGCCUGAUAUUAACAGUGCAAUCAAGUCGCUUUCUCUUAUCGUCCUUGGGAGUGAUUCCAACCCUUCCAUGGCCAGUCAAAAGAACUUUAGUAAAUCUCUACGCAACAUAGUGGAGCAGCUAUUUAAACUUCAGAAUGGGGAGCAAGACUUCGAAGUGAACGAGGAGAGUCUAGUAAAGGUGGAGGAUUUGGCUCAGCAAGCUGUUAAGUGGAGAGUUAACUUCAACGCCACACAUCAGUUCUCAGCAUCUGAUAUUGAACCAUUACAACCAGAGAAAAAGAAGAAAAAGCUAGACCCUGAGAACGAAAAUGCUGACAAACCCGCUGGAAAAUCAACUGAUAGUCGUCAGAAGAGAAAGACUUUCCGGCAGCCUAAGUCCACUAGAGGAAAUCUCAACAAAAUAAAAUCGAAACCAAAAGUCGUGCUACAGUCUGCAAAACCCAAUUUGAACAUUGACCCGAAAGUUCAAGAGUCUAGAAGAAUCUCCCGAUCUACAUCCAAUAACGUAUCAGCUGAUCUAUCUGUCUCUACUUUUGUUCCAAAGGGGGAAGCUAAGGAAAUAAAUACAAACAACAAAGAACUAGACAAAUCUCAGAUCAGAGUGAUUGGUUCUAGUACCGUUGUGUCAACAGGGGUCACUCAGCAUAUACACAAUAAUGGUGAUGCCUUAGUUAAGAUGAAGUCUGACUUAUCUCCUUUAAGUAUAGAUCAAGAUGGAAGCUCCCUGGUUGGAAUCACCGACAAAAAGAUUGCGGAGAAUGUUAUGAUAGAAGGCUUUCCCAAAGCUGAAGCCUCUGACGAUAAAGAUAAAUGUACUCCUUGCUCGAUAGAAAUAGCAAAAGCUCUUAGAAAUAAGAUCAAAACUGCUACUAACUUUUUAGAAACAGAUCAACAGAACGUCCAUCAUCCGCCUAAAGAUGACAAUGAAUUAAAGUCACCUCAGACAGCUUCACUGAGUUUAAAAGUUGACUCCAUUGACACAGAAUUAAGCGAGAUUCAGGCUAUUUCUACUUCUGAAGUUCCUGCAUAUGAUAUCUUAGAAACUCAGGACACCGCGCUUGUUGCUGAUUCAUCGACGUCUACAAUUUUAGCGAAAAGCCAAGAGGACCAAGAUAUAAAGGCUAGUGAUUGUCGCACCACUACGAAAGAGGACUGUCCUAUCGAAUCUGAUGUCUUAUCCGUUGAGGGCGAUGUAAUUACUGAGAAAACGAAGCCUGAUCCCCUAAUUGUUAUGGACCACUCCGGUGAAGUUGUCCCCGCUCGGAAGCGUCCAGUUAAAAAAUCUGAGCUAAAACAUAUUCAGCAAUUCAACGUCUUGAUGUCCUCUUUCGAAGGUGCUUAUAUGAAGCCUCGAAGAGCUGCAGUUGAGGCUAAGCUUAGAAUGGAAAACUCGUCGAAUCGGAUUUCGAGACGUAGUCUUACUGUGAAAACUGAACAGAAACUUGCAUCUCAAGUGCCGUCAGAUCAAGUUGAAUCAGGAACUUUACCUUCAUCAGCUGAUGUGGGAACUGCUUCUCCAGAUCAGGUUGGGUCAGACACAACUCUUGGCGGAGACCUUACUACCAAAAUAGAAAGUGUUAAGGUGGAAUGUGCGAUGGAAGUAUGUCCGUAUCCAUCUCAAACUGAUAUUGUUUCGUUGCCAAAUCCGGAUCAUGCUAAUAUUGAUCAGGGACCUCCCUCAGCUGACUUAAAAGUCGAUCCAGCAUCUCCUCGCACAAAUACUGAAGCUCAGGCAACUCCCGUUACUGAUGAAGGAAAUGCUCUUUUCACCCAAUCUAUAACUCCUAUGAAAGAUGAUCAUGAACUCACUUCAACACAAGUCGAACCCACAUCAUUGCUGGAGAAAGUUGAUGGCGUAACUAAUAUAUCGUCAUUUCAAGUACAAACUAAUCCAUUGCAGUCUGAUCUUGUGACUGAAGAAACUACACUCAUUACUAAAUCGUCAGAUGAUGUUAAAGCUGUUACGGAGCCUACUCCAUGUAAAAUUGAAACUCUUCCACUGCCUCACGCAAAUAAUGUUCUAGCGGAGUUAUCCCUGGUAGUAGCGAACAAAGUAGAGACGACUUCUGAAAGAAAAGAUGAAGUAGAUAAUAGUAUGGUUAACUCUGUUUUGGACUCAGCUUCUGAUCAAAAUGAAGUGAUCCCAAAGGUCAAGAGUAAGAGGCAACGAAGACCAUCUAAAAAGAUGCAAGACAGCCUGGACUCCGCUUAUGUGGAAGUCCCGGUGAGGCGAUCGAGGAGAAAAUCUGUUAACUCUGCAGGCAAUAAGUUGAUCGAAAACGACUCUAUGAAUAAAUCUAUGCCCGAGAAAAGCGACAAUGACACCUGGUUGAAUAUUGAAGAAGUUGAAAAUUUCUUUACUAAACUUUCUGUUACUCCUCCAAAAACAGAAACCUGUAAGAAAUCCCCGAAAAAGUUUACUGUAAUAAAGAAGCCUACUGAUACGUUAAAAGCUUCUAAGUGCACUGUUCGAGCAAAGAAGGGUGUCAUAAAAGAGGUAAAGCAAGCCGAAUAUUUAUUAUCUAAAGCUCAUGAGGACGACAAAAAGGAGGAGGUGAAACCAGAGGUGAAGGAGGUGAAGCCAACAGUGGUCCUGGAGGCCUGUGAGCCUCAUGACAGUAUGGACGAGGAAAUUGAAGUGGGCGAGAGUUUACGGAAUACUGAUCCUUUACCGGGUAAAGAUGAAAAGACUGGAAGUGCUGCUAAUUCAGGAGUGAGCCGUGAGCCGUACCAAGAUCAUCAGUGUGGGUUUACUGAAGAAUCAACCACAGAUUCAGCAUCCGAAAGAAAUUACCCAGAUUUUGUGUUAAAUUGUCCAAAGAAGACAGCCAAGAAGUCCGUUAAAAAGCUUACAGUAAAACCUACUAUUCCAGCUAAUGUUCAACUUAAGUCGAACCCUACUCCCAAAACAGUCUCACCAAGAAUCAGUCAUGCACUGAGCAAGACUUCAUUGUUAAAACCCGGGACGAUACUUAUCAUCCCCGGUCCUACAGCCCCCUCCUCAAACUCUAAGCAACCUAAUACAAAGUUCGACUUAUCUAAGAUAAACCAGUUCUUGAGAUCCACAAACUUCAGCCAGUUGAACCAGUCCCUCUGUGCUAACCAGGCCUCGUCUGUCACCACGUCCUCUCAGAAAGGGCCCAGAUUCCUUCUGCCUAAUACAGGAUCUAGAAAUUCACCUGUUAUGAAAUGUAACUUCUCUCAACCUAUGACCAUGAACUCUCCUCCACGGACUAUCUCCAACCAGCACACUUCCUUCCCUGUUGCUAAUCGUGUCACUUCGUCGAUAAGGAACGAUGUCACCCAAAUGAGAACUCCUCCACCACGACAAAACACUCCAAUAUAUCACCCAGUUCCUGUGUCACUUAGUUCAGUUCCUGUGUCACUUAGUUCAGUUCCUGUCGACCCCUUCACAUUUGACCCACCUACCCAACAUUCUGCUAGCAAGAAGGUGACCGUUCCUGGAGAAGCCGGAACACGUUCAGGUACAUCAGUCGAGGGCCGUCAAACUUACUCCAAUUUAGCACAACAGAUUUUGAAGGAUUUGGCUGCCAUGGCUCUGAAGACAGGGAACAAAGAAAACCUGUCCGGAAAGAAGUGAGAAACUUGAGUGAAAUUAAAUUGUUUUUAACGUUUGUUAUCUUAUUUUAGACGAGGAUAUUGUACUUGAAUUCGACACUUUUAUGUUACUGCUAAUUUUAAAAUGUUUUUAAUCAAUCAGUGAUUUACACAAUUCGCCCUGAACGAACAGUUCGAUAAGCUAAUUGUUUGAUAGAUUUUAUUGUGAUGAGAAUGGGUUGCAUUUCAAUCCCGAACUAACCAUUGGGAGUGGUGAUUUUUUAUAGUAUUUUAAACGUUUUUAUACUCAUAUUAACUCUUCAUCAAAUUUUGAAAUAAAAUUUAUCCAGAUACACUUAAUAUCAUUUUACCACAUUUCCUUACA
This is a messenger RNA of Bolinopsis microptera, 4042 nucleotides long. RefSeq lists its product as uncharacterized. NCBI's taxonomy places the organism in Eukaryota, Metazoa, Ctenophora, Tentaculata, Lobata, Bolinopsidae. Bases 26 to 3700 code for a protein of 1224 amino acids. The transcript is spliced from 7 exons. The record is from RefSeq and is a predicted model, not a curated record.